Molecule: messenger RNA, 3903 nt
Organism: Aureobasidium musti
Lineage: Eukaryota; Fungi; Ascomycota; Dothideomycetes; Dothideales; Saccotheciaceae
Source: the annotation of a GenBank genome assembly
AUGGCGACUCAUCCACUACUUUCGGACCCUCUCUCGGGCUCGGAAGACCAACGUCAAACAAGAAGUCUUAGAAGAUCAACAACUCGUUUACCAGUAACGACUCAAUUUCCCAGAGAGUCUGCUUCUACUGUAACCCAACCAACACGGCCUCAUGCCACAAAUCGGAGCCUUCGCCACGUUCCUAAAGGCGAGAUAUCCUCGAGUCGUACAAUCACAAACUCUCGCCUACCGUCCAGAAACGUUCUGCCAAGCGUUGUACAGGCACAACCUCCAUCGGCCACCCCAUCCGUCCAGAGUAGCUCGAACGAAGCACAGUCUCUGGGCCGCCGAUCCGUACGUCCUCCUGCUCUGAGCACAAAGACACCAUCUUUAGUAUCAGGCUCGACUAUAUCAGGACCGGAUAGUCCCCGUUCGGCAUUACGUAGAAAGCCCUCUACAAUCGAUCGAUAUGCCCUACGCGUGAAAACUGACCCCGAGAGCAUGCAAGAACAUCGGAACUUGAUCAAGACAGUGCACACAGUGCAGCAUGACGAUGAUCCCUUCCCAGGAGCCAUCUUUGGCAUGACUCUUCCUCCUACUUCUGGACAUAUAUCUCUGAAGACUGCUAGCCGGAUACCAAACUCAGAAAUCAGAAUAUCCAAUCCAAGGACCGACACCAAAACCUCACGCCCUGUGGUCGAUAUGCAAGCUCCCUUCUCAGAUGCUUCGAGCAGAAACACAGACUCGCCAUUCAGCCACCAAUCGACACCAACUUCGGCCUCCUCACACUCUUCGUUGGCUGCAUCUACUUUAGGGUCUGCACGUCACAGAGAUAGCUUAGAUCUAGCUCGUGCUGCUGCGAAGACGCUCGCCAAGAAGGAAAAGUCUUCCACUACCAGUAUCAGCUCCUCAUCAUGUCAAGAAACAAGGAAGCCUAGUGUAUCUGACUCAAGAGACCAACUCAAACAAGCGCAAGGGGCGAUCGGACAAAGACCGUCAUUCUCGAAUCCUUUUUCCGCCAAGGCCACACCUAUUCAUAGCAAGGGAAGCCUCGCUUUGACAAAGCCCACAAGCCGCAGCAAAUCUUAUGGAGCACUUGUUGACGGUGUUGCGCCAGAGUUCGCACAUCUCAACGUCGACCUACCACAGACCCACUCGACGAUUAGAUUGAUACCUCCUAGACGACCAAGCAGGGACGGUAUUGAUGGUCUAGGUCCUCCCUUGGACAUACCUGUGGUGCAAAGCAAUCUCUCACAUGUCACAAGAGUGUCCUCUCGAGGAUCAAGCGAAACGGGACGAGAAUCACCACCACUGAGUCCACGACGAACAUUCGGAUUCACUCAUCGAACUUCUUCUCGUCAAAGUAACAAAUCCCAAACAUAUACAGCGACACCUAAGACGCCUGUUGAUCGCUCUGAAAUGGGAACUCCUCUAAGUCGCAAAGACUCACCAAUGGUUGGGCCGAGUCCAAAUACUCUGAGGUCUCCUAGGGCGGGUAUACUGUCCAAUUUCCACACGAAAUCAUCCACUCCUCCAAUCACGCCUGAGAAGCCUAAGAAAGGACCUGCAGCGGGUACUGGUCAUGAGGGUUAUGGCAAGUUCGGCUUCAGAGGAAGAGGGAGCAGCAUAUUUGGUCGGACUACUCGUUCUUCUAGCAAGGACAGCUCGACCAGUCACUCAGGAUUCUCGUUCUUGAGCAGAAAGAAGAGUAUGACAGACGAGAGUGAAGAUAACUUGGAUCAGUUUCUGCAAGAUAGACGAGAGCCCAUAAUCCUUCGGGGAAAUGGGAGACCGGGAUCAAGCUCAGAUGAACGAAAUUUAGACAACAGUACUAAGUCUGAUCACGCGGAUGAGAUCAAGCACCACAUAGAUUCCUCAGUCUCGAAACGAGGUACACCAACAGUCGGCGCUAGAAAGCCUUCGCUUUCUGAGCUCUGUGCGGAGGGUAAAGAGGGUCAUUGGCUGAGCUCGCCCACAUCGAGCAAAAGCCCGACACUGAUGCAGAGAUUCAAGUCCAAGAUCACAAGUCAAAGCCCGAACGAGAUUGACCGUCGACAAACACAUACUCCGCUGCACUUCGGCUCCAUUGAUCAGACCACCGAUCUCGACAUUACAGAUAUAGAGAAGCUUCUCGAUGGCGACAAUCGUUCCUCUCAAAGUUCCAAAAGCUCUGGAGUCGAUCCUAAAACUGCCAACUUACUUGUAUCCUAUGAUCGAAGACACGAAGAUCUUUUGCCUAGCCCGAUGGAUCACUCAUCCUCGAAGAGAACAUCAUUAGGAUCUCCUGUUCUCCUUCAAGCUAAAACGAUGACUCAAGUGAAAGCUCCUCAGCUUGUGGAAAUAUCCAACACAGCUGGCACAUUAUCUCAAGACAACUCGAAGGUUAGACUUCGAUCUGUUGGCAGGAUCCCAAAAGUUGUGCGAGUCGAUCAGGGUUCACAAUCCCCACUUCCUCAUCAGAAUGCGCCUAUUGUUGAAGACUCUUCGAGUCAUGAUCCGGAAAAGGACCAAGCUGCUUCUUCGAUUGCCGACGAAUCACGAGAAUUCAUUGCGUUUCCUCCAAGAAAGGAUUCAGAGCUAUCUUACACCAGCAGCUCUGGAUUCGGGAGCCCAUGCAUUACAAGAACAUCAUUCGUCGGGGAGGACGAAGUCUGGAACGAAUACGACAACUUGUUGGAUGAGGUUUUGCCCCCUAAAGUGAGGGCAUCAACUACGUCCUCUCUCGGUGCACCAUUUCAGUAUGGCGACAUGGUCGACCACAAAGCUACAAGUCGCAAGGAAGAGACACCGAGGAGUAUCUCGGAUCCUGAGGCUAGCAGAAGGGUAUCAAAUUUGGAUACAAGCCGUCCAAGCACCACUUUCUCGAUAUCUGACUACCUCAUCGAUGAAGAAGAUGCUAAAUCCGAGGUUCCCAUGUCCCCUCGCAAAUUGGAGAGUCCCCAGAUCGCGCCUGCCCUUCCUGAUCGACGAAGCGUGCGGAAACCAAUCUCUAGCAAAGAGGAAAGACCAAUGGACAACUCUGUCUCUGCGGAGUUGAGAUUUGCAGCACUCAUGACGAGUAAAUGGCUUUCUUUCGGGCGACUUCUGUUCAGCCCCGCUCACGAAGAAGCGAUGACCGGCGAUCAUACUCGAAUUCUCAUCGUCGACGGUCUUGGGAAGGAGUGGUCCUACAACUGCGCUUUGACCUACCCAAAAUGCCAAUUCUACAAUCUUGGGCCCGAGCCAAAUUCACCAUCUUGGGAAACGCUAUCCAACCACCAUCAUGUCACACAUCCAUCUAUUUCUACACCAUUCCCAUUCCCUAACAAUUACUUUUCGGCGGUGGUCUUCCGCUUCCCUAUCGCCGCCGCAGAUGAUGCUUACCAGGUAUGCUUCAACGAGAUCAAACGCACAAUGCGUCCAUCUGGAUACCUCGAGAUGUCAGUCUUAGAUCUGGACCUUGUCAAUAUGGGUCACAUCGCACGAAAAACCAUUCGCGAUCUAAAGAUACGUAUCCACGAACAAGACAGCCAAAUCAGUCUUUGGAACCACGGUGACGCCUUCCUUACACUUCUCGGCAAGCGCGAAUUCGAAAACUUGCGCAAAUGUGUCGUCGGCAUCCCUGUAGCUGGACGCAUACGAAGGAGCCACGACAGCGAGCCUGAAUACCUGCGUUUCACCGAAUGGAUGCAAAGCAGCGGCAACAAAAACAAUGAAGAAGACGAACGACAUGAAAGACGCAACGAUGAAGAUAUUACGAAGACGGUGGCUAAAAUAGGACGCUGGUGGUACUCUUCCUGCUACCCGGACCCUGGCCACACGACAGAGAUGUGGGAUACACCUGGCUUGCUACGAGAAUGUGAGCGUCAGAGAACAAGCUUCAGACUACUUUUCUGCUACGCACAGAAGCCAGUCUGCGUCAAGAGACGCACAGCGAGUGUUUGA